Molecule: messenger RNA, 699 nt
Organism: Echinostoma caproni
Lineage: Eukaryota; Metazoa; Platyhelminthes; Trematoda; Plagiorchiida; Echinostomatidae
Source: the annotation of a GenBank genome assembly
AUGCUGUCACUUCUUAUCAGACCAGAAUGCUUGAAAUUGUAUGUAUGCAAAGUUGGACUGCGUACUCUGUGUGUUGACCAUAGAGGUUCGCUUUCUUUUCCCGUCCCUAAAAAUAUAUCCAAUCCCUGUCCUUACACAUUAUCGCUUACCUUGUAUACUGAAAUCAAUCAACUCACGUCGAUUGCCUGUCUGGUGAAUAAUGUCGGCAUUUUUAUGUCGCUGGACUUUAUCCGCAAUCUGAUCGCGUGCAAUAUGAACUCCACGGCCAGUCUGACUCGUAUUGUUCUGCCCAAAUUAAUCAAACAGAAUAAGCCCGGCUCGGCUAUCAUCAAUUUGAGCUCGUUUGCCGGGACCGUUCCGUUCCCGUAUCUGGCUUUGUACGGGGCGACGAAGAGUUUUGUCCAUAAUCUGACCGAAUCGCUCCGACUGGAACUGGCUGGGACCGGGGUGAUUGUUCAAACUGUUUGUCCUAUGCUCGUGGCGACCAACAUGAGCAAGGUGAAACGUACCGGGUUCUUCGUGCCCCCGGCCGAGAAAUUCGCAUCCAGUGCGUUAGAUAUGCUCGGUGUGGAACAUGUGACCAUGGGCUGUUUGGGGCAUGCGAUCCAGUCUUGGAUACUGGCUUCCAUCCCCGGUAUGGUAGCCCGCACAGGCAAGUCGAAAUACGAACUGACAAUGAGGCGAUUGAAACGGCAGUAG